AGAUCGUGCAACCGCGUGCGACGAAGCGAGAACAACAACAAUAACUUAACUCUUCACUUCUUGCCUUUAAUUGUUGUCUGGUUUCUGUUCGUGCAGAUAUACUAUACAAUAGACUAACUAAAUAAGGCUUUAUAAUGGUGUACUUACACUUUCCAACUAAUUCGACUGAGGAGGAGCUCAUGCUGCAAGCAAAAUACCAGAAAUUGCGGAAGAAGAAAAAAGCGCUACAGGCACUGAAAGCCCCAAAGCCCGAGCCAGAGAGGACACCAGUGCUGAAGCGGCCGCUGGAGGCCAAGGACGCGAAGGAAAAGGCGAAAAAGCUGCUCAAGUCAGGCGCCAUAGCUGCCAUAACUAAGAGUCCGCGCAAGGCAGAACAGGCUGGCUUCAAGAGACCUAUCAGAGCCAUGGAAAGAAAACUCUCAGGCACAGACAGGGCCGUCAGCGGCUACCAGCCCUUCUCAGCUACACAUCCCGAAGAAACAGAAACAGAAGCUAGACCUAGACCUAAAAAUUUAUAUGACAGUUUCGUAUCAGCCCGUGAUAGAGAGGAACGAGGGUUAUCAGAAAUUAAAGAGGGCGGAGGAACCAGACCAGAGCAGGCUAAACCAAGACAAGGAAACACUAUUUACGUGCAUGGCUUCAAAAUAACAGAGGACAUCCUGAAAACUGCUUUCCAGCCUUUUGGAAAAAUUGUCAAUGUGUCCAUGGAGAUCGAGAAACACCGUGGAUUUAUCACUUUUGAAAAAAUGGAAUCUGCCGACCGUGCUAUUUCCCAGAUGGAAGGGAGCAUGGUAAAGGGAAUCCAGCUAAAAGUAACCUUGGCGAGGAGACAACCACGUAUUGAGCCCAUCAACGAAGCCUCUUCAUCAGCCACAUGGUCAACCAUAGCCGCCAGUCACUCUCAGAAGGGAAGCCAUAAGGACGCAAGGCAGUUAGUGAUAUACGACCACGACCUGUUCCAGUAAUUAACUUGUCUGAAUGUAUGUAAAUACAUAUUAAAAUGUAAUUACUUUGGCUGAUGUGUUAAAUAAAGAGGUCUCCAUUUUGUGCAAA
This is a messenger RNA of Cloeon dipterum, 1053 nucleotides long. RefSeq names its product negative elongation factor E (gene Nelf-E). The record is from RefSeq and is a predicted model, not a curated record. The transcript has 6 exons. Gene Ontology annotation, cellular component: NELF complex. Gene Ontology annotation, biological process: negative regulation of transcription elongation by RNA polymerase II. The coding region runs from base 135 to 965 and encodes 276 amino acids. NCBI's taxonomy places the organism in Eukaryota, Metazoa, Arthropoda, Insecta, Ephemeroptera, Baetidae. Gene Ontology annotation, molecular function: RNA binding.